Molecule: messenger RNA, 6340 nt
Organism: Anas platyrhynchos (mallard)
Lineage: Eukaryota; Metazoa; Chordata; Aves; Anseriformes; Anatidae
Gene: MOB3B
Product: MOB kinase activator 3B
Biological process (GO): protein monoubiquitination; protein polyubiquitination
Molecular function (GO): metal ion binding; ubiquitin protein ligase activity
Source: RefSeq, a predicted model, not a curated record
CGCCCCACAGCCCGACAGGGGGCGGCCGAGCCGAACCAAGCCGUGCCGGGGCCGUGCCAGGGCCGUGCCGUGCCGAACCCAGCCGGGCUUGUGGGGCCGGGGGAGCCGCCUCCUCGCCUCCACCUCGGCUGUGUGGCGGGGCAGACACCCGAGCGGGCGGCGGAGAGGCGGAGGAAAUCAUUGAUGUUUCAGAGGUACCUUGGACAGACAUGAGUUUGUGAGCCUCCUCUGAGCAGUGGACUCGGGCCUGUGCAGGAUGUAUGGGUCUGACAGGAAGUAAGAGGGAGAGGAAAAGAGGUGCAGAACUUGGGCAUGGACACAUUCAGCAGUGUAACAGACUACACAACCCCGACUCCCUCAGCCUGUCUUCAUAGCAGAGGUGUUCCAGCCCUUUGAUUUCUUUGACUUCGCAGUCUGCACUUUCCACCCGAGAACCCUGAAGCCGCAGUGUUGUUCUUACAGUUAUCAUACAAGGAUUAAUGCAAGGGACAUGAAGCCUUUCGGGAAGGCUUUCAAGUGGAAGAGCUAGUAGACGGCUUUGAAGUUGGUACAAACUUCAGUGACGAAAAGAACCUGGAAGACCUGUGACAGGGAGCAACUGUUUUCAGUUACUUGCAUUAAAUCUCAACAGUGCUUUUCUGCCAUCUGCUGCAGAGCAGGAGAUUACCAGACAUGUCCAUAGCACUCAAACAAGUCUUUAAUAAGGAUAAGACUUUCCGUCCAAAACGCAAGUUUGAACCUGGAACCCAGAGGUUUGAGCUUCAUAAACGAGCACAAGCCUCUCUGAACUCAGGUGUGGACUUGAAAGCAGCUGUGCAGUUGCCCAGCGGAGAAGACCAAAAUGACUGGGUAGCUGUCCACGUUGUUGACUUCUUCAACAGGAUCAACCUCAUUUAUGGAACUAUCUGUGAGUUCUGCACAGAGAGGACCUGCCCCGUGAUGUCUGGAGGCCCUAAGUAUGAGUACCGGUGGCAGGAUGACAUGAAGUACAAGAAGCCUACAGCAUUGCCAGCACCACAGUAUAUGAAUCUUCUCAUGGACUGGAUCGAGGUGCAAAUCAACAAUGAGGAUAUAUUUCCUACAAGUGUAGGUGUUCCCUUUCCAAAGAACUUCCUUCAGAUCUGCAAGAAGAUACUCUGCCGGCUUUUUCGGGUGUUUGUUCACGUCUACAUUCAUCACUUUGACCGUAUCAUCCUUAUGGGGGCCGAGGCCCACAUCAAUACCUGUUACAAGCAUUUUUAUUACUUUGUGACAGAGCUCAACCUGAUAGACCGCAAAGAACUAGAGCCUUUGAAAGAGAUGACAACCAGGAUGUGUCACUAAAAAACACCCACUGAAGAAAAGCAAAGUCCAAUUUUUGUCUUGCUGCAGAGUUCGAGAACAUGACAGCCCUCGCAGAAUGAACCUGCUAGUUAAUCCAGGAAAGCUGAGAAGCUGGGAACCACAGCUACUUUCACAAAAGCUUCCCACUGCUGUCCGUGUGCUUAACCCUGAAUAUGCUGCUAGAACCUCAUCCGAGCAACGUGGGUUAGUGAGAAAAAGAAGAAUCAACUUGAUAUUAGUUCUAGCUCCUUCGUUAGGGAUAAGAACCUCUUCAGCCACGAAUGAUGACAGAAUACCUUCCUGCUGCUAAAGCUUUACUGAAAUUUGUCCCCCUGGGCUGACCUCCAGAUUAUCAAGGCAGCCUGGAAUCGCAGAAGACCCACAGCCUUUCAUGUCUCCCUCCCUUCACCACCACCCAAGGCUUGGCCACCAUUCCCAAAUCCCAGCGAGCCGUGAUUUUCCAGGAACACAGCCCUGUCCAUUUGCUGAUCAGACGGUUUGUGCUUUGGUGUGACUCGUAGUGGGGUGACAGCUAGGCAGCUUCUGAUCCCAGCUACCUGAGUGCGCACCCAGAUACAGCACUGCAGUGUUGAUGUCUUACCUUUGAAUUCUUGCUGUGAUGGACAGGAAAUCUGGUCGGUGUUGCUGCAUUACAUAAAAAAGCAAUUCAUAGUCAGAAUUGUCAUGAAAUACCCUAUGAACUGCACUGAUCUGUCCUGUAAAUGAUGUCCUCCUAUCCCCUUAGAGAAAGGACCCCACCCAUUCACCUUAAAGUUUUAUCUUUUCAGGGAGAAAUAAAUUUAAUGUUGAUAAUCAGGAGAUAAAGAUGAGUAACAUAACAGUCAGGGCAGGAGGGACUAAAUGAAAAUCUCUGUCGCAUCUAAACAGUGUCCAACCGUGUGGCUCCUUUCCCCAAUGGAGUAAUUCACAUUUUUUUCUGCACUUCCCAGCCCAACUUAAUAACACAUUGGUGGACAGCCUGGAAGGCUACAUUGCAGUAAAUCCAGUCUUCUAUGUAAAUAUGCCCAAUAAAAGGCUUUAUUUUUUUUUUUUUAAGCAAUACUUAACAGAUCACAAGAGAGAUUUAGCUGAAUAAAUGGGGAUCAAGUGGAACACACCUAUGUAUUCUGUGCCUUCUAAUGCAUUUUGCACAUUUUUGUUAUAGUAAGAGAUUACUCUUCCUUGGUGAGUGCUGAACCCUGUUGCUGCCUUCCCCUCAAGAGUGUUGGUUUUGUUUAUUUCUUCUGAGGCAUUUUCAGAAGCAGAUCUCGUAAAGCAUCCAGUGUCUGGAACAUUUGAAAUAGGGGUGUAGCAGAAAUCAAGCAUAACAGCAACCCUUUCCUGGCUCAUGUUGUGGUGUAUUCUGAUUUGCUUGCUUAAAACAGAGCGUGUAAGUGUUGGUGAUCACGUCCUUGCUGGGACACAGGGCCUUGGUCUGUGAACAUCUCAUGUAGCUAGGUGGAGACACUUCUGCAUCUUUAGGAUGACACAAGGAGCAUUGUCCUUUGCUUCCAAGGGAGUGGUCUGGAGUGUCUUACCUCCUUCAGUGGUCUUUGCAAUCAGGUUAAUUCUCUGGGGACUGCAAUACACGUAUAAUUUUGGGGGCGUUGGCACUCUUGCGGGAUAAAACCAUUUUGUGGAACUCACUGCCAUAGCUGCUGCUGAGCUUAGCUGCUUCGUUUUAAAGACAGGAUAAAUGUGUCUGUGGAAGAAGGCUUCACAGGACGUGUGGUUGAGGACUGCCUGGAGUUGCAACAUCAGUUGCAUGUGGCAGGGUUUCUCCUACCCUGCUGCGAAGAGCACGGUCACUGCCCUGCUGUGCUUGAACUUCACUGCAGUCAGCCCCAUCUGGUGAUCCUAUGGCUGAGCAGCACUGCCAUGCUCUGUGCUAAAGAUUAACGAAAAGAUCAGAGCCACUACAUAAAUUGGAAAAGAUCUUAUUUUAUGCAUAAAAUAAUCUACUCUUCAUUCUGUUGUGCUAUCACCAUGUGCUGUCUUCAGUCUAAUUGCUGUAGUGGAGUUUGAAAACACAGCAGAAUUUGUUCCCAGUUGCUUUUAAUUACUUUAAGAUAAUCUUCUUGUAAAUGCAUUAAUCUCAGUGUGUUUGCAAAACUGCUGGAGUAUUUUCCUUCUUCUAACACAGUCUUUCAGUUUCCUAAACUCUUGUGUUCCCUUCUGUGGUGAAGCACGUGUUGUGAGGCAAAGGAGGGAAACGCAGAGUGGAAGGACUCCUGAGGGACUUGUGUUGGACCUGGACAAAAUUCCUGUGGGUCUCAUGGAAAAGCCCUUCCAGCCCAGGAGCUGAACCAGCCACAGAAUGUGCUCAGUUUGGUUACUCGCUCUGGUGCUUUGCUCCGGCUUGUAUUUUCCCCGUGAGCCUGUAGCUAUUGCAUUCAGCACCCGUGGUGUGGUGAUGGGCACUGGCCCAAGUCCUGGCACAGGAGGCAGGGGAGCGGCUUCCUGGCACCCUCCUCAUUUCCCAUCUGUGCCAGGCUGAGUGCAGGCUCACAUCUGGGCAUCUCAGACCUGCCUGCUCCUGAAGAGACUGCAGAGAACCCGGGAAGCUGGAGUUUGCCAGGUGAUGAAAUAAACUUCCUGCACGUGGCGGGCUUGGGCCUUUGCCCAGCUGUCUCCAACAAGCCCUGCCUUUGCUGCAGAGGUGUUGGGCCACGGCCUCACCAUCUCGUGCCAUCCCUCCCUUUUCUGUGCCUGGUAUUUGACGUCCCUGCAGGAAUGAUGUCCGGAAGGUGGCAUCUCCACAUGGCAGUGCCGUGUUCCCUGUUUUCCUCCUCCCCUGGAAGAGAGGGGCCGCACCCUGUUGGAUCCAGAUCUGACAGAUUCCGGCUUCGGCAGCAAUUUGCUCAGGGCCACAUCCAGUGUCUUGUUUUGGUUGUUAAUCACAGGUCCUGAUUUAUGCAAUUCCUCAGGAUAUGUUACGAGAACCAUAGCUUAAAUGCAACUGUAUGCAAAGGCACUCAUUUCGCCUACUGAGAAAAUCUUUCUGCUUGAUCUUACCAAUUAUAUGUGUUCCUAACCAUUCCCCAGCCUGUGUUUUAACAGCAUUUCAUGUGGUUCUGGGAUUAUGUUUUUUGUUUGGUUUGGUUUUAUUUUGUUUCUUUUACUCACCUUUCCACCUUUCCAGUCUUUCAAUUAGGUCUUUUUUUUUUUUUUUCCUACCUAAAAACAAAACUAAACUAAACAAAACAACAACAACAAAAAAAAAAACACAACACUCUUGAGUCUGGCAGUUACCUUAAGAGAUGUUGUUAGUGCUGAGCUUCAAGGCAAUGUAAUUGGGAUCACUUUAAUUGAUUGAGGCCACAGCCAGCUUUACUUCAGAGUGUGAAAGGCUCCUGUGAUACCAAAAUUGCCUUCAGUGAUAAUAGACUUAAUAGCCUUCAUUGAUUUGUCUCUGUAAUAAGGGAUUUUGUAAUGAACUGCUGCUUUGUGUGAACAUAGGUUAGUGCUACACUGCAGUGACAAUGUAACUUGAAAAAGAUCUUAACCUCUCUUGGGCUGUAGGAAGGAUGGAGUCCCAGGGACUACUAGGGAGCUUUUUUUGCUGAUAGCAGUGAAAUUGAUGAUUUCCAUUGGAUUUGAGAGAAGGUAGGCACCUCUGGAAACGAGCUUUUGCCAAGAACUCAAGCUCUAAGCAGCAAAGCUUGCACCAUACAAGGUGUUCAACUUUCCUGACUCGUUAUUAACAGGGCAGGGAGACAGGAGACAAGCAGUUAAUGUAACUCGGUGGCACCUACAGGCAACUACUGAAGACAAGCAGAGACCUAAGGGGUGAACGCUGAGCAUCCUUGCAGCAGUCAUGCACAGGAAGAUUCCCAGGGCUGUGUAGAAGGACACGCGGGGAAUGGUGCCCUUGGUAUCUGGGGAGCAAGUAGCCAAGUCACUGUUAGCAAUAUCCUCUCAGGUCUUUGCUCUUACCAGUGGCGAUUCCAGGGUGUUUCCAGCUAAAGGUGGCCUUCUCUCAGCCAGAGGGAUCUAGAUGAAGAUCCAAGGUCUCCAGUUGCUUUCUCUCCUAAAUAUGGAACAGGGUCUUCAGCACCUUUGCACUUGGGUUGAAUAAAUUACACAUUCUGGAGCCACCCACUAAAGGCCAUUCCUUCUGCUUCUUGUCAUUCCUACAUGUUCUUGGGGUUUCUGAAAAUACCUUGGGUGUGAGGGCUUAGAGCUGACCUUCUGCCUCUUAAUUUUCUCUGUACCUCUCCAAGGAUGAUGUUGUUUUGAAGAUGAGCUUUCUUGCCUCUCUGCCUCCAGAGGGACAGCUCUCACCUACGCCCUCUGAAGAGAUACCACCAAGGGUUGUUUUUCCAUUUUCUCUUCAGAAGAGCAGAAGCAGAGGGCAGGAAUUGCCUUCAAGCACUGCAAAACAGAAUGCACUAUGUAUAAAACAGGACUAUGUUUGCUACUAUGUGACGUGCUUCAAGUGCUUUAGAAAGGGGAUGACACUGGGGGAUCAGAUGUAUACAAGUGGUCAGUGAUCAGACAUUUUUUCCUGUAUCUUGGAAGAAAUUAAAGGCAUUUUUUAAUAAUUACACAAGUAGUUCCAAGGGCAAAGUAAGCCAAAUCAGUAGUAAGAACCUGGUAGUGGUACACGUUCAAAUCCAAAAUGAUUAAACUUGAUUUUUCAUGUAUUUUAUGCUAAUGAGAAAAGCAGUGCUUUUCAGGGUUUUAAUCAAAUAAGCUUGAGCUCUUAGAAGUAGUAAAAAGAUGCAACAAUGUUUUCCCAGGGGAAAAGUAAACAACACACAGACACUCACACACCAAAACAACAACAACAGCAAACUACUACAAAAAUAAAAAUAAUUACUUUUCCAGUCUAAUGUGUGUGUGCGAGUGCGUGCGUGUGCAUGUGUGUUUUGGUGAGGAUGUUGAUGUGGAAGUAUCGGUGUGUAAAUAGGUACGCGUAUCAUCCCCACACAUUCCCACAGAAUAUAUAUUUUUCUUUUGCUAUUUUUAAGGGGAUAUUUCUAACAAAUAAAUGCUUAAUUCAUUUUCCUCUUCA